AAAUUAAUGAGGACUAUAUCACGUAUUACUUCACUAUCUAGUACGAUUUAUUUUAUCUCUAUAAGAAUUAGUGUGUAACUAACUUCAUGGACUUUAUUGUCCAAACUGGUUUGUAAAGUGUUACAGUGGACAAAAUGCUGUCGAGACUAACUUUUCGCAAUAUUCCUUCACAAGUGAAGACUUUAGCUUGUGGAAUUCAAACAACUGCUGUAGCAUCAUCUAAUGGACCACGUUUAAAGCGACCCAUAGAUCCACCUCCAGUUAGAUUAGGAUUUAUUCCAGAUGAAUGGUUUAAAUUUUUCUAUCCUAAAACUGGAGUUACAGGUCCAUAUGUAUUUUUAACAACUUUUUCAACAUAUUUAUUAUCCAAGGAAUGGUAUGUUAUGGAACAUGAAUUUUAUAAUGGACUUUCUUUGCUUUCAAUCAUUAUAUAUGUCCAAUAUAAAUUUGGAGCAAAAAUUGGAGCAUUUUUAGAUAAAGAAAUUGAUAAAGAUGAAGAAGAACUUAAUAAUCAGAAAAAUGAAAAUAUAGAAGAAAUUCAGAAUCAAAUUAAUGAGUUAGAAAAAGAAAAGUGGCGCAUUGAUGGACAAUUAAUGGUUUAUGAUGUAAAGAAACAAAAUAUUUGGAUGCAAUUGGAAGCAAGUUAUAGAGAAAAUUUGGCAACUAUUCAUUCACAAGUUAAAAAAAUUCUUGAUUAUCACGCUCAAAUAGAUAUUAUAAAUCGUAGAAUUUCUCAAAAACAUAUGAUGCAAUGGAUUAUAAAUAGUGUAUUAGCAUCUAUCACACCUGAACAAGAAAAAGCUAAUCUUCUACAAUGUAUUAAAGAUCUUGAAAGUCUUUCAAAAGCUUGAAGUUUUAUGCUGAACAAAAUAAAAUAAAAAUAUUAUUAGUAAUAUCUGGGCUAGUAUAUUUUAAAAA
Messenger RNA from Apis mellifera (honey bee), 918 nucleotides. RefSeq names its product ATP synthase subunit b, mitochondrial (gene ATPsynB). Gene Ontology annotation, molecular function: proton transmembrane transporter activity. The transcript is spliced from 4 exons. NCBI's taxonomy places the organism in Eukaryota, Metazoa, Arthropoda, Insecta, Hymenoptera, Apidae. Gene Ontology annotation, biological process: proton motive force-driven ATP synthesis. The record is from RefSeq and is a predicted model, not a curated record. The coding region runs from base 135 to 851 and encodes 238 amino acids.